Hemiscyllium ocellatum (epaulette shark) is the source of this 3806-nucleotide messenger RNA. It is a transcript of the gene phkb, whose product is annotated as phosphorylase kinase, beta. Gene Ontology annotation, molecular function: calmodulin binding. The record is from RefSeq and is a predicted model, not a curated record. The coding region runs from base 181 to 3444 and encodes 1087 amino acids. The transcript has 32 exons. Gene Ontology annotation, cellular component: phosphorylase kinase complex. Lineage: Eukaryota; Metazoa; Chordata; Chondrichthyes; Orectolobiformes; Hemiscylliidae. Gene Ontology annotation, biological process: glycogen metabolic process.
GCCUUAAGUCUAUCCAAUAUGGACGACCUGCGCUGGAUAUUGACAGAUUUCAGAUCCCGAUCGAAACGUACAGAUUUCAACGCACAUCGUUUACUAACAUUGCAUGAAUGAACUAACUACUUAACGUGUGAAUUGCUAUAAUAUACUGUAGCAAGAGAGGCGUGUUUUUGAAAGUUGAAAAUGGAAGUUACCAACUUCGAUGAUGAUGACAACCCCACCUACAAUCGUAGUUACUCAUUACUGGACUCUGUUUAUGAACCUGCCAAAACUGUAUCACUAAUUUUCUCAGAUGAUAAUCGUUUGGAUAAACUUGACAAAUAUUACAGAAAUGUAAAAUCAACUGUUCUCAACUACCAGAGUCCUGCAACGGGUCUUUUCCCCAGCAAAACAGUUGGUGAUUGUAAUUAUGCCAAAGUUCGAGAUUGCCUUUAUUGUGCUGCCAGUGCAUGGGCUGUAGCACUGGCUUAUAGACGAAUUGAUGAUGAUAAGGGAAGGACUCAUGAGCUGGAAUAUUGUGCUGUUAAAUGCAUGCGAGGAAUUCUCUACUGCUACAUGCGUCAAGCUGAUAAGGUGGAACAUUUCAAACAGCAUUCAGAUCCAUCAAAUUGCCUACAUUCUGUAUUCAAUGUGCAUACAGGUGAUGAAGUGUUAUCAAGUGAAGAAUAUGGACAUCUUCAGAUUGAUGCUGUAUCUUUAUUCUUACUGUACUUGGUGGAGAUGAUUUCCUCAGGACUACAGAUUAUCUACAAUACUGAUGAGGUAACUUUCAUUCAAAAUCUUGUAUUCUGUGUGGAAAGGAGCUAUCGCAGGCCAGAUUUUGGUAUGUGGGAGAGAGGAAGCAAAUAUAACAAUGGCAGCACUGAACUGCAUUCAAGUUCAGUUGGUAUGGCCAAAGCUGCGUUGGAAGCAAUCAAUGGUUUUAAUCUCUUCGGCAAUCAGGGAUGUUCUUGGUCAGUGAUUUUUGUUGAUUUUGAUGCUCACAAUCGGAACAGACAAACAUUGUGUUCGUUGCUUCCACGAGAAUCACGGUCUCACAAUACAGAUGCUGCUUUACUGCCGUGUAUAAGUUACCCUGCAUUUGCAGUGGAUGAUGAUGCCUUGUUUGAUCAAACUCUUGAGAAAGUUGUUCGUAAACUGAAUGGAAAAUAUGGAUUAAAACGUUUCUUAAGAGAUGGAUACAGGACAGGAUUGGAGGACCAUUCACGGCGUUACUAUAAACCGGCAGAAAUCAAGCUGUUCGAUGGCAUUGAAUGUGAAUUUCCUUUGUUUUAUAUUUAUUUGAUCAUUGACGGGGUGUUUAGAGAUAAACCUGAACAAGUGAAAAAAUACUUGACACUCCUUGAACCGUUGCUUCUCCAGUCAUACGAUGGCUUUGCAGUUAUACCAAAGUACUAUUAUGUACCGGCUGAUUUUAUUGAAUCAGAAAGGAUAGCACCCGGCAGCCUAAAGCGUUUUCCUAGUAAUUCUGGACAUGAUGGAAGUCUUUUCUUAUGGGGACAGGCCCUGUACAUAAUUGCAAAGCUGCUUGUGGACGAAUUGAUAAGCCCGAAGGAUCUGGACCCUGCUAGACGAUAUGUGCCUUCAAAGGAUCAGAGAAAUAUCAGCUUGAGGUAUUCUAACCAGGGUCUUGCAGAAAAUGAUGUGGUGGUUCACGUGGCCCUGAUUGCUGAAAGUCAGCGCCUGCAAGUAUUUCUCAACACAUAUGGAAUACAAACGCAAACACCACAGCAAGUAGAACCAAUACAGAUAUGGCCACAACAAGAGCUUGCAAAGGCCUAUCUCUACCUCGGUGUAAAUAAAAAACUUAAAUUGUCUGGAAGACCAAACAGACCCAUUGGAUGCAUUGGAACAUCAAAGCUUUACAGAAUUCUAGGAAAGACAGUUGUGUGCUAUCCCAUUGUGUUUGAUUUGAGUGACUUUUACAUGAAUCAAGAUGUCAUGAUGCUGAUUGAUGACAUAAAGAAUUUACUACAGUUUACUAAACAAUAUUGGAAGAUGAAUCGGCGCCCUCUUUUCCUUGUGCUAAUCCGUGAAGAUAACAUAAAAGGGAGUCGUCUCAAUCCUGUGUUGGACAUGUUGGCAGCAUUCAAAAAUGGUAUUGUUGGAGGAGUGAAAGUUCAUGUUGACAGACUUCAGACAUUAAUAUCUGGUGCAGUCGUUGAACAGCUUGACUUCCUUCGGAUAAGUGAUGAAGAGGAAAUUCCACAGUUUGUAAGUUUUGAGGAGCUGGAAUUUCCAAAACAUUCAAAAGUGAAGCGGCAAUCAAGUGUACCAAAUCCUAUGGACAAUGAGCAACAACCUGAGAUAAAUUUGCAUGACUGGAUGUUUGCCCCCACAAUGGAAAUUCUGGAAAAGCUGUCUGAUGGCCUCUCCCUUGUCAGUGAAGCUAUACUCUUGAGUAUUUUGCUGAAACGAGAAGGGUCUCAUUUCAUUACAGCAGAAGGGACUGUUGUAGAUCGUUUGGAAAGAGUUUAUCAACGUUCAGGCAGAAAGAAACACUGGUCUAAUGUACGCCUCACUGCAAGUAUUUUAGGUAAACAAGUGGACAGCCUUGCUCCAUCAAUUACUAGGGUUUUAGUUCAGGGUAAACAAAUUACAAUAGGAGUGUUCGGGCAUGAAGAGGCAGUGAUUUCAAACCCCUUGUCUCCAACGGACAUAAAGAAGAUUGUCUACACUAAAUGCGCCCAGCACGAUGAAAGGGAGGCAGUGCUUCAACAGGAACUUGUCAUUCAUAUUGGUUGGCUUAUCUCUAAUUCUCCAGAACUCUUCCACGGGAUGCUGAAAUUUAGAAUUGGAUGGAUCAUCCAUGCAAUGAAACAUGAACUAAAGAUUCGAGGUGAGAAUCUAUCUGAUGAUUAUGUGUACCAGAUGUCACCAAGUGAUGUCAAAAAGCUUCUUCUGGAUACUCUGCAGCCUGACCAACAUGACAGAGCAUGGAAAAACAGGCGUCAUCUUGAUGGUUCCUUGAAUCGUACUCCAAAGGGUUUCUAUGACAGAGUAUGGCAGAUUCUGGAGAGGACUCCUGAAGGCAUCAUAGUGACUGGAAGACAUCUGCCCCAACAACCAACUUUAUCAGAUAUGACCAUGUACGAGAUGAACUUUUCACUCCUUGUAGAAGACUCUUUACAAGACAUUGUCCAGCCUGAAUAUCGACAGAUCAUUGUUGAGCUGCUUAUGAUUGUUUCUGUUGUGUUGGAACGCAAUCCUGAACUGGAAUUUCAAGGUGAAGUAAAUUUGGACAAACUGGUGAAAGAGGCUUUUGAUGAAUUUAAGAGAGACAAAAACAGACUAGAGCAAGUUGAGGUUAAGGACAUGACCGACUUCUACAAUACACCUCCAACUGGAAAGAGAGGGACAGCCAGCUAUCUGAUGAAGGCUGUGAUGAAUACAUUACUCGAGGGUGAAGUUAAAUCAGGACCUGAUGACCCCUGUGUGAUUUGCUAAAGACAAUGAGCUUUAAGUGUUUACCUUUGUGAGAUUUAUGGUGUGUACUAAUGCAUGUGUUUGUUGCAAUCUUAUUCACUAAAAUUAAAGUUACAUAUAGUAGGUCAGUUUACUGCGUUUUGGCUGCUUUUCCUGAAUUGUAAUUCUUGAUUGAUAAGUUCAGUCUUAGAUUCAUUUAAAAAUACAUAAAGGAGGUUAUUUAAUUUGGGUGAUGCUGCUUGUGUGAUAGAAAGCCUGUUUAACAAAUGAAACAUUCAGUACCAUUGCUCAAUGAGAGUGUUACUUUAUAUAUAGUUUAACUCUUAAUAAAUAUUUGGAAUUUGUGCGUCAGUGUUAUGAGUUACGAUUUAAAUUAAAUGGCA